This is a messenger RNA of Oryzias melastigma (Indian medaka), 2600 nucleotides long. It is a transcript of the gene fam234b, whose product is annotated as family with sequence similarity 234 member B. The coding region runs from base 69 to 2102 and encodes 677 amino acids. Lineage: Eukaryota; Metazoa; Chordata; Actinopteri; Beloniformes; Adrianichthyidae. The transcript is spliced from 13 exons. The record is from RefSeq and is a predicted model, not a curated record.
ACAGCUCAGAUGUGCACAGUAGCUGCCUCUCACAGCUCCCUCGCAUCGGAACCUGUCGGACAGGACUAAUGGCAGCAGCUCUGUCCCGCGCCCUCAAACUGCCCGGGAAGAAGGGCUCUGAACUGGGUGAGUACGACCCCCUCACCCAAGCGGACAGUGAAGAUGAGAGCGAAGAGGACGACCUGGUGCUGAACUACCCCCGGAAUGGCCUCAACAGGGACAGCUGCCUGGCGUCGGGCUCCACGAGCCUGCGUGGAGGCAGAUCUCGCCGGAUCGUGGGCGCCACUGACGACGUGCAGGAGGAGGAUGAGGAAGACGAGUGGACGGAGAGGCUCCCCAAGAGGCAGGACAGAGACCAUGUCAAGGCCUCCCAGCACUGGAGCCACAGGGACUCGGGUCGGGAGAAGAUGGGGGAGGACAGAGGGUCGGCGGGGGGGUCGGCGUCAGGCAUUCGGGGCACUGACGACAAAAGAGGGAGGGGCAAGAACGCUGUCCGGAGCGCGUUUUUCCUGGUGCCUCUGUUCUGCGCCAUGAUGCUGGUGCUGCUGUGUGCGUUCCUGAUCCCCUGCCAGAAGCGGGAGCUGCAGAAAAAGCUUCAGUGGGAGAAAGCGCUGGGGGAUGCAGGAGGCGUCACCUCCCCGCCACUGGCGUUAUGGGAUGUCGAUGGAGAUUCAAUGCAGGAUGUGCUGCUGGGUGUGACGUCCAGAUCCAAUGACACGCGCUCAACUCCAGGAAACAAAGUUUUCAGCGUGGUGGCCGUGUCUGCAGUCGGCGGUCAGGAGCUGUGGAGGAAGUCCAUGCGGGAAUCCGUCAUGUGGAUCCAGUGCGGGCUGCAGUUCAGCGGCCAGCCGUCAUGGCCGGUGUGCUUACUCGUGGGAAAGUCCAUCAUCAUGGCGGUCAACGGCACGUCGGGAAAGAAGCUGUGGUCGGUACCGCUGAAGAACAUUGAAUCUCAGGCAGUGCUGCUGCCGGACCUUCAGGGGGACUCGGUCCCGGAUCUGCUUGUGGCCACCCUGCCCACAGAUGAGGCUUUGGAUCUGUCUCUGACUUUAAUCUCCGGCUUCACCGGAGCGAAGCUCGGACAUCCCGUCCCCUUCAACCUGACAGGACAGGGAAAACUGAUCGGCCCGUUGCUGCACGAAACCCAACAAGGAGCCUACUGCAUCCUGUUUGGAAUCGGAAACGUUCAGGCCAUCUUCUUGCGGGACCUCUACGUCCGAGCCACUAGAGAAAUGCCGCUGACGCAGAAACUUAGGAGGAGGGACCCAAAAUGGGAGGGGUUUAGGAAAAACAACUCUUCCUCUCUCAUACACAUUUACAGUGGAUCUGAGAGCGUGGAGUUCUUGCUCCCUCUUCUGGCUGGUUUUGGUAACAGCCGCUACAGUUUGGACACGGUUUCCAACCUGAACUCCUCCAGGAGUGACUGGGUGUUGGUGUAUGGAGCCAGCAAGCUGUCUGUGCUCAGGCAGAAAGAUCUGCACAAAGAAUGGACCUUCAGCUCGCCUCCAAUCCACAGUCAGCCAGCUGUGGGACACUUCAAUGAUGAUGGAGUCCUGGAUCUUUUCAUUCAGCAUUCAGCAAAUGGCGUCAUGAAGACGCUCAUCGUUAAUGGUUCGAAUGGUCACCUCCUGUGGACAGCAGAGUUUGUUUGUCCCCGUCUCGUUUUGGACAUGUCUGUGGUCGCCACCUCAACGGGCCAAUCAGCUUUCUUGUUCUGGGCCAGCGAGCCAAUCACAGGGCAGAGAAAUGCUACAACGACACCCGGGGUCUCUGGCGCGGAGCCGCUCAUCCGGAAGCUUUUCCUGAUGCAUCCUGCUUAUCCCACCGUCCUGCUGGAGCUCAGCUCCACCACAGACACAGCCGUCACGUCUGCAGUGAGUUACCAGCAGCAUCAGAAAGACGUCACCUACUUCACCGUGUCCUCUCGGCCCACGCCGGACUCUGAACCCAGCGCCCAGAUCCUCAAGAGCAUGAGCCUGAAAGCCGCCAUCACCAACAGCAGGAUUGUCCGUUUGGGGAGCAGCACCAAGACGGGGGCAGCUGUUAAACCUGGAGCCUUUGAGGUCAACACUUUCUUUAGGAGAUUGUCCUUCAAGCUUUAGCGAUGGGAGCUGUUUUAACACUACGAAAUCCAGAGCUGAACAAGUGUGAGGAAUCAUGGACAAAAAGGACAGAAGUUGUGACCAACUGCACUACGAGGACACUCCAACGAAUAUGAAGCUACUGACAUCCUGUUAUGGUCACUAUGCUUGCUUUUUUUAAAACUUUAUUUUAUGUUUGUAAACUGUAAUUGUUUCUUUAGUAAGCAGUAGUAACACUUUAAUAUUACUUUAACUUUUACAGUACUUAGAGACACUAAAGCACAACAAUAAUAGUCCAAGAUCAAGGGAAUGAAUUGCAGUUUUGCAUAUCUCUCUUCCAGUGUAUGUCAAAUCUUCUUACAGGUACUGAUUGUUUUAUUUCUGUUCAAAGUGUGUAAAUAUUUAAUGCUGUACAGUAUUUAUUGCCUUUAUGCGUUUUUAUGUUGAAUUUGAUCAUGUAUAUGAUUCUUCAUUGUUUACUAUGAGCUGGAACGGAACAUAAAAAGAAAGUCCAAAGCA